Molecule: messenger RNA, 1232 nt
Organism: Daucus carota subsp. sativus
Lineage: Eukaryota; Viridiplantae; Streptophyta; Magnoliopsida; Apiales; Apiaceae
Exons: 1
Coding region: 169-1119 (316 amino acids)
Source: RefSeq, a predicted model, not a curated record
UACCAAAUACUAAAGGAUAGAUCUAUGUCGGUGCAUCUCAACAUUGCCCAAAUCCUUGACCAAAGCUUCUUGAAAGUUCAAUCCCCACCCACCCAUUAAUCUCAUCAUCUCAACACUCAAAUCCCAGAAAUUAAAACCCAAAAAGUUGAGAUCUUUACCAUCAUCACCAUGGAUAUUGCCCCUGAAGAGCUUCAGUUUCUCACAGUUUCAGACAUCUUGAAAGAAUCAACCUCAAUACCCAAGCUAUCUCCAAGAACUUUUUAUCUCAUAACCUUGACUCUGAUCUUCCCUCUGUCAUUUGCAAUCUUAGCUCACUCACUUUUUACACACCCCCUUUUGUCUCAAAUUCAAGACCCUUAUGGAUCUCACUCUUCCGAGUGGACAAAGCUUCUUGUUUUCCAGUUCUUUUACCUUAUUUUUCUCUUUGCUUUCUCUCUUUUAUCCACUGCUGCUGUUGUCUUCACGGUGGCUUCUUUGUACACAUCAAAGCCUGUGUCUUUCUCUAAUACUUUGUCUGCGAUUCCUGGUGUGUUCAAGAGACUGUUUAUUACUUAUCUGUGGGUUUCUUUGACUAUGGUGGUUUAUAAUGUGAUUUUCUUGUGUUUUCUUGUGCUUUUGAUUGUGGCAAUUGAUACCCAGAAUCCAGUUCUGUUCGUUUUUUCUGUGAUUGUUGUUUUUGUGUUGUUUCUUGUGGUUCAUGUUUAUAUUACUGCGUUGUGGCAUUUGGCUAGUGUUGUUUCUGUGCUUGAGCCUAUUUACGGGUUUGCGGCAAUGAAGAAGAGUUAUGAGUUGUUGAAGGGGAAGAUUGGCUUGGCAUUCUUUAUGGUUUUUGGGUAUUUGGUGGUCUGUGCUGCGAUCAAUGGAGUGUUUGGAUCAGUGGUUGUUCAUGGUUGGGAAUACGGGGUUUUUACAAGAGUUGUUGUUGGCGGGUUUUUGGUUGGUGUGCUUGUGAUUGUGAACUUGGUUGGUUUGUUGGUGCAAAGCGUGUUUUACUAUGUCUGCAAGAGUUAUCAUCAUGAAGGGAUUGAUAAGACAGCUUUACAUGAUCAUCUUGGUGGGUAUCUAGGGGAAUAUGUGCCUCUCAAGAGCAACAUUCAGAUGGAGAACUUGGAUGUUUAGUAUCACGGUUAGAGUGGCUACAUGUACCUUCUUUUCUUUUUCUUUUGUAUGAAUUAUAAUAGAAGUUAAUGAUAUGUAAAUUGGAAACAAAUUUACUGGUGGUCUUUUGCACA